Mus musculus (house mouse) is the source of this 2919-nucleotide messenger RNA. RefSeq names its product SWI/SNF related, matrix associated, actin dependent regulator of chromatin, subfamily e, member 1 (gene Smarce1). Lineage: Eukaryota; Metazoa; Chordata; Mammalia; Rodentia; Muridae. The transcript has 11 exons. The coding region runs from base 662 to 1897 and encodes 411 amino acids. Gene Ontology annotation, biological process: chromatin remodeling; negative regulation of DNA-templated transcription. The record is from RefSeq and is marked validated. Gene Ontology annotation, molecular function: ATP-dependent chromatin remodeler activity; nuclear receptor binding; N-acetyltransferase activity. Gene Ontology annotation, cellular component: nucleoplasm; nucleus; SWI/SNF complex.
GGCGGAGGCAGGGGAGCCCCGCUGGGCGCCAGCAAGGACCUAAACGCAGCGACCCGGGUCCUCCCCGCCUACAUUCUCCAUCUUCUCCAUUCAUACGUCCAUCAGCGGAGGACUGAAGACCAGAGCGAAGGGAAAAGCCAGAGUGCAUGGUGUGUGGGAACUGCGUCCCACCCUCUCCCGGGAGAGGCUCCGGCGAGCCUUUCCCCUCCGGCGCCCGCCUCACGCGGCGGCGCCCACCGCCUCAGUGAAGCCCCGGGCGCGCAGUCUGCGCAGUUCCUGCCGCCGGGCCGCGAACCAGGGCCCGCAACGCGGCCCAGCCUUCUCCGCCCUCCUCGCCGUGACGAAUCGGCGCCCGACUGGGACGGGAUCCAAAUUGGAAGACUUCUGAGGAAACCCAGGAGCCUGACGAAAUUUUUUUUAAAAAUCCUUGGCGCCCUAAGCCUCGCCGCGUGCUCACUGGAAGGGCUGUUCGUCUGCCGGGAGCCGGCCGCGGCCGGCAGACAAUUCCCGGGAGCGUGUGGAAAGUGCGAGCGCGGAAGCUCCGGCGCGAGGGGCGGGGCGAGCGCGGGACAAAGGGAAGCGAAGCCGGAGCUGCGGGCGCCUGCUCGGCCCGCGGUGUCUCAGAUUCAUUCUUAAGGAACUGAGAACUUAAUCUUCCAAAAUGUCAAAAAGACCAUCUUAUGCCCCACCUCCCACCCCAGCUCCUGCAACACAAAUGCCCAGCACACCAGGGUUUGUGGGAUACAAUCCAUACAGUCAUCUCGCCUACAACAACUACAGGCUGGGAGGGAACCCGGGCACCAACAGCCGGGUCACGGCGUCCUCUGGCAUUACGAUUCCAAAGCCUCCAAAGCCACCAGAUAAGCCGCUGAUGCCCUACAUGAGGUACAGCAGAAAGGUCUGGGACCAAGUAAAGGCUUCCAACCCUGACCUAAAGUUGUGGGAGAUUGGCAAGAUUAUUGGUGGCAUGUGGCGAGAUCUCACUGAUGAAGAGAAGCAAGAAUAUUUAAACGAAUACGAAGCAGAAAAGAUAGAGUACAAUGAGUCUAUGAAGGCCUACCAUAAUUCCCCUGCGUACCUUGCCUAUAUUAAUGCAAAAAGUCGUGCGGAAGCUGCAUUAGAGGAAGAAAGUCGACAGAGACAGUCUCGCAUGGAGAAAGGAGAACCUUACAUGAGCAUUCAGCCUGCUGAGGAUCCAGACGACUAUGAUGAUGGCUUUUCAAUGAAGCACACAGCCACUGCCCGUUUCCAGAGAAACCACCGUCUCAUCAGUGAGAUCCUCAGUGAGAGUGUGGUACCUGAUGUGCGGUCGGUUGUCACAACAGCUAGAAUGCAGGUCCUCAAGCGACAGGUCCAGUCUUUAAUGGUUCAUCAGCGGAAACUAGAAGCCGAGCUCCUUCAGAUAGAGGAACGACACCAGGAAAAGAAGAGGAAAUUCCUGGAAAGCACGGACUCCUUUAACAAUGAACUUAAAAGGUUAUGUGGUCUGAAGGUGGAAGUAGACAUGGAGAAGAUUGCGGCUGAGAUCGCACAGGCGGAGGAACAAGCCCGCAAGAGGCAAGAGGAGAGGGAGAAGGAGGCAGCAGAGCAGGCUGAGCGCAGUCAGAGCAGCAUGGCCCCUGAGGAAGAGCAAGUGGCGAACAAAGCCGAGGAGAAGAAAGAUGAGGAGAGCAUCCCGAUGGAGACAGAGGAGACACACCUUGAAGACACAGCAGAGAGCCAGCAGAAUGGUGAAGAAGGCACGUCUACUCCUGAGGACAAGGAGAGUGGGCAGGAGGGGGUUGACAGCAUGGAGGUGGAAGGGACCAGUGACAGUAACACGGGCUCAGAGAGCAACAGCGCCACAGUGGAGGAGCCGCCCACAGACCCAGUGCCAGAAGACGAGAAGAAGGAGUAAAUGUUGCCUUGUUUUAUGUGACCUAAAACUUUUUUAAAUGAAAAAAAAAUGUGGUUUUUUUUUUGGUUUUAAUGGUGUUAUGUGGUCUGUGUAUUAAUUAUUUACUUUUCCGUUGAUACAACAUGAAGGUCUUUGAACCCUCAGCAUCAUAGCCUAAUGCCAGCCGCUCACCUUUCUUAGCUCUCAACGUCUGAAACCUCAGAGCUGAGAUUAAUCAAGACACCCAUCAUUCUCUGAGAACUACCUUGGCUGCUGCAGAAUCGACUCUUCCAAAUACCUGCCUUCAGCUCACGUGGUGCUCACCAAAGCCAUAGCUUUAAACCCUUCCAGCCCAUCCACAGCUUUCCCAGUCCCUGUCUUGUGUACUUACACAGAGUGCCCUCUUGAAAUCAUGAGGGGGUCUCUUCACUCACCCUUUCUAUGUCCCAUGUCAGACACCAGGAGUUCUCUUACAGGGUAGGGUGUAGCCAGAAACUGGUGAGACACAGAUCACAGAGAUGCCUCUGGGGGCACUGGGGGUGGGGGAGCAGGGGGAGUACAGUUGUUCUUUCUGUGGAUUCCUUGUUGGUGAGAGCUGCGCCUGCUUAUCUAGAGUGCUGUUCAGUGUAGUCGAUCUGGGAUGUGUUCUGGGAAAUUCAUCCUUUUUGUACAGGGGAAAGAAACACUUUUUUUUACCAGAUUGGCUUUCCAAAGACACGAUAGAUGGCAGAGCUUAAGGAAUGGAAUGUUCUUAUAAUGGACUACAGACUUCAAAGUGAUUGGCCCAUUCCAAAAGGAAAAUGGGAAUGCUGUUCAUCCAUGUGAGCAUACUUCACAGUGAUGAAAACCUCAAGACUCGAGAUCCCAUAGAUCAGAGCCGAACCUACUUUUUUGAUAACCCCUGUAGUGGUCUUAGAGACUAGAAACAAGAUAGUUUGUAGUGUGUGCUCCCUAAAAUCUAGAAUAGAUUUUUACUGAAUAGUGGUAUAUAUGAUGGUAUAUGUUUCUUAAAGGUCCAAACAUAAUAAAGAAAUUAAGACAAA